UCGCAUCGCAGCCCAUCCGAUUCAUCCCUUUCAGUCUCACUCUCGAUUUGGGUUUCAACUAAAUCCUGAGCCUUUCAUCUCGUUUCAGUGAUCUGAAGGUUGAGAAAUGGCGGAAGGAGGUGACGGAAACUCUUUUUCGCUGAAUGUUCUGGUUCCAGAGUCGUAGAGAGGGAGAUGAUUCCGGCGGGCGGUUCUGGACGGAUCGACGUUAUGUUCUCCGAUCAUGUCGUUUCGACGAAGAAGACGGUCCCGGCGGGAAGUGGGAGGAGUAGGGUCAUACGUGUGUUCUUCGUCGAUGCCGAGGCCACCGACUCCUCGUCGAGCGACGAGGAGGAGCGCGGUGGCCUUGGGCGCCGAGUGAAGCGCCACGUGCGCGAGAUCCGGAUCGAGGGGGCGGCGCCGACACAGCGGAGGAUGAGGAGGAAGGUGAAGUCGGAGAAGAGGCCGGGAGAGGUGGGGAAACAGGGGAGGCGGUUCCGAGGGGUGCGGCGGCGGCCGUGGGGCCGCUGGGCGGCGGAGAUCCGGGACCCGAACCAGAGGAAGAGGGUGUGGCUCGGGACAUUCGACACAGCCGAGGCGGCGGCGGCGGCGUACGACGAGGCCGCCGUGAGGCUGAAGGGGACGAAGGCGGUGACAAACUUCCCGGAGAGGGCGACCUCGCCUCCACCUAAAAGUGACGGCGCCGCCGCCGGCUCGCGGUCUUCUCCUACGUCGGUGCUCCAGUACGGGAAGGACUGGACAGCGCCAGUCGAAUUCCUCGACUUCGGGUUAGAGGAAUUGGGAGGGCAGGCGCCGCCUUUCUCGCUGCCAGACUCGUACUGUUGCUCCUGGGCGAGUCCGAGACUGUGUGAGGUGGAGUUCGGUGACUUGGACCCGGAUGACUUCUGCUAACCAGCGUAGUUUUUUCCUUCGUUUUUUCCCCUUCUUGAUUUUUGUUUUCCUUUUUUUUCGGUGUGGAAAAUUGAGCGAUAAUGGAGCCAUUUUGAUGCGGAAGAGAAAAAUGUGGCGGCUGUUCUUCAAAUGCACUAAUGAGAAGGAAGAGUAUUUUUUUGGCCUUUUCUACUAAUUAAUUUUGUGUAUGCAGAUUUUAUUCAUCCUUUUUCAUUAUAAUAUUGGAUUUAGUCCAUUUGGAAUUAGGGAUGUCAUGUAAGACAAUAUCAUGAUUAUCUUUGGUAAAGGAUGGCAACUUUGGAACAUGUAUCGG
Messenger RNA from Zingiber officinale, 1204 nucleotides. RefSeq names its product ethylene-responsive transcription factor ERF070-like. The transcript has a single exon. Gene Ontology annotation, molecular function: DNA-binding transcription factor activity; DNA binding. The coding region runs from base 175 to 891 and encodes 238 amino acids. Gene Ontology annotation, biological process: regulation of DNA-templated transcription. Lineage: Eukaryota; Viridiplantae; Streptophyta; Magnoliopsida; Zingiberales; Zingiberaceae. The record is from RefSeq and is a predicted model, not a curated record.